AUGACUUCCCCCAGCGCGGCAGUUGUGUCCCAACGGCUCUGUAAUCUACUCAUGAGUUUCCCAGAGGCUGCGAUCGCUGGCGUCGAGUGGCAGGCGCUCGCGCGGAAGUACAAGGAGCGCCACGCGCAGCAGCUUGACCUGCAUGCCCUUGGACAUUCGUCCGCACUUGCUGCUGCGAGCACCCUUCUGUGGGACGUCCUCCGCAUCGCGAACUCGGACGACACAGAUAAUCCAAUUGUUGCGCUGGAGGACCACGUGGCCUUGACGGCCCAGCCGGGCCUCUUAGGCUGCUGGCCGUCGCUGUACAAGGCUCUUUGCGAAGUCUCUCUCGAGCACGGCGCCGCCGAGAACGGCGCCGCGGCCAGAGGGCUGCUGAUGUCGCAGCUGAAGCCGCUGCUGGAGAAGCAGUGGCACACCAGCUUCGAGGAGAACGGCCUGGGGUACCUCACCGCCAAAGGCAGCUUCGUGAAGCUGAAGAAGAUGAAGCACCUCGUGCAGGCGGUGAUCUCCUGGCGCGGGCAGCGGGUGGCGUGGCGCCUCGAGGACGCCAGGGCACAGACCGCGAUCGACGAGGCGCUGGCUCCGAGCCUGGAGCUCGUGGCCUCCACGCGGCACAACGACCUGGUCCUGCGCUGCACCCCCGCGGGCCCGCAGGACUUCCAGGAGCCCGUGCCGGCUCCAGCGGGCGCGCCUGCCGCACCAGGGGCCCAGGUGCAGCAGGCGCGCGCGCCUGCCGCCGCCCGCGGCGCCGUCUGCCACGCCGGCCAGCCUUGCCACACAGGAGAGGCGAGGCGCCGCGGCAGCCCUGCCGCCCGCGCAGCGGGCGGGAGGCCCAGAAGGACGCCCUGGAGCAGGAGGUGGCGCUGCUGCGGGCGGAGAACGCGGCGCUGCGCGGGGAGCUGCAGGUCCGGGCCGCGACGCCGCAGCGGCCGCUGCCGCGCGGCGCCCUCGGCGAGGCGCCCCCGCCUCGGGGAAGCACGACGCGCUCGGCUUCGACGACCCCUUCGAGCCGCCGCCGGAGGCGGGCCGCUGGAAGGGGUACUACCCCUGGGGCGCGGGUGGCUCGCCCGCGCCCAGCUGCAGCACCAGCUGCGGGGGCGGCCGCGACCUCGCCUGGGAGAGCGCCAGCAGCGUCUGCGGCGGCGGCAGCGACUUCGGCGAGUGCGCCGACACGCCCCGGUCCUCGGGGCGCUGCAGGUCGGACUUCCUGGCCUCCGCGGUUCCCUCGGGCGCUAUGACGCCGCAGGAGGGCUGCGGGAGCGUGGAGGAUCCCAGGCGCCCGCCGGGUUCCUGCCAGUGGCCAUGUGGUGGACUAUGGUGCCCCCCACCGCUCGUGGUGCCUUGCUGCAGAUCCCCUGCGGCAUCGUGCAGAGCAUGCGCGCGCACUUUGAGCCGGGAGCGGGGGCGCAGUAG
Messenger RNA from Prorocentrum cordatum, 1413 nucleotides. Lineage: Eukaryota; Dinophyceae; Prorocentrales; Prorocentraceae. The record is from the annotation of a GenBank genome assembly.